Molecule: messenger RNA, 1755 nt
Organism: Sparassis crispa
Lineage: Eukaryota; Fungi; Basidiomycota; Agaricomycetes; Polyporales; Sparassidaceae
Exons: 2
Coding region: 1-1755 (584 amino acids)
Molecular function (GO): protein binding
Source: RefSeq, a predicted model, not a curated record
AUGUCUUUCUUUCGCAAUCGCCGCCAGUCUCCACAGCAGUCUCUCCAGGAACCAGGGAGUCCGAAGCCUGCGUCGGUCGUAUCGCCAACGCCAAGCAGCACUGCCAAAAUCAGGAAGCGCCUCACUUCGCUCUCGCUCGGAGGGAUCAAACGCACCAGGUCGACGACCCACAAGCACUGCGCUGCGCCCCCAGUUGGUCAUACUGUCCAGUUUCCGUCAGGGUACGCGCGAUAUGGGAGCGAGUCGCCAUCGCCCACUGCGUCACUCGAUAUCCGCAUGCCCACGGGACUAGGACGUCGUGCGAGUUUUACAGAGAAGUCUGAGCAGGAGCAGCAGGGCAGGGCUGAGCGAUUGCGGCAGGAGAGGCCAAAGACUACUGGCGGCAUCAGUGCGCCGGAUCUGUCGCAUUCGUCCCAGUCGGGUGCGGGCAUGUUGCGAUGGGUGGACGCGCUCACGGAGGAUGUUACCAAAGAUGACGGGCCUGCGAUAAUGCGCAUGCCUGUCGACCUGUUGAACGUCAUGUUCUCCUACAUGUCGCGCCAAGAACUCGCCUCGCUUGCUCUCGUGUCGCGGAUGUUCCUCCUGCCUGCAUUGCGCGCGCUGUACAGCAACCUGGACUUAUGGCACACCGCUGAUUCGCGCGUCGAGCAGUGUAUUGCACUCCUUGCAUCCAAACGGUCGUUCGGGGGCUAUGUCCGUCGAUUUGUGUGUCGCAAGCUGCCCGCAACCAAGAAUGGUGCGGUGUCGAUGAGCACGGUGACCUUCGCCAUCGCGUUCACCAACAUGUACCAGCUAACGUCGCUCACCAUCCCCCGGUUCGAAGCGCAUCUCCUCCUCCACACAACCUUCCGACUACGACGCCUAACGAUCCUCGCGGAGUUUAUGUCGUCGGACGAGUUACGUGACUUCUUCUCCUGGCUGGUCAGCCAACCUGCACUCACCUCCCUCUCGCUCCCCAACCUCGUCCUGCGUUCGCUACUUAACAGAGAGGACUCUGGCAGCCCCUCGAAUGAUACCACACAACCAUCUGAUACCCUAAUGUGCCCCUCACAAUCAUUUCCCCACCAUCUACUCUCACGUCUCACACAUUUUCAUGGUCCCCCAGUAUUGGGUGCAGUACUUGUUCCAGGGCACCCUGUCGCGUCCGCGGUCUUGCGCAUCCGAACUACGCUGUACGAGGGACUGCGGCCCUCUGCGAUCAUGUCCGCACUCGCGCGGUCCAGCGCGCCGAUUAAGCGGCUGUCCAUUAAAGCCACCUCUAACAAGGUCGACGCGCGAACGUUGGAGCGGAUCUUCAUGUCCGCUGGUGCGGAGCUUGGAGAUAGGCUCGAGGUGCUCGAGGUUGACUGGGUGCUCGAAGACGAGAUACUCUACAAGCAGAUCCUCUCUGUGCUCCCGCGCUUCCGCUCCCUGCGCACGCUGCGAUUGCACCGUGGCUCCCCACCCCCACCGCCGAGGUCGCCUCCGCCCACAUUCCCGCUACCACCGACGUCGCUCUCACCGACGAAUAUCUACCCCUCCCCGCUCCCGUCGCCAAACUCACCGCUCGGCAGCCGCCCGACGACCGCGAACAGUAUGUCGCUCGACAUCCCGCUGCCGCGCGCGCACGAACGCACGCACCUCAGCGCGUGGAGCCGGCACUGCCCCUCGCUGCGCUCGGUCGUGUUCCUCUCGGAUGCGGAAUGGCGCAUCAGCUUGCGCAAUUUGGCGGACCCGAUGUCGAUGUAUGCCUUCGUCGGGUUCGUGGCGGAUUGA